AUGACCUCCAGCUCUAUUUUUCUUUUCUUUCUAUUCGGGUUCUCGAUACCCUGGCUAGCCUCUGGACAAGAGAUUACGCGGGAUUAUUCGCCGCUUUUGGAUGUGAGAUGUUUUUUUUAGAAAUCGUACAAAAAGAGUUCUUCAGAGAUAAAGCGUAGAUUCGAAAAAGUAUAGAAAAGUCGGUAACUAAAAUCUGCAUAGCAGCUCCUAAAAUGUGCAAAGCAGCGACUAAAUUGUGAAAAGCUGCGACUAAACUAGCGAAAGCAGCGCCUAAAAUGUGCAAAGCAGCGACUAAAUUAGCAAAAGCAGCGUCGCAAUUAUGAAAGGCAGCGCCGCGCCAUGACAUCAUCCAAGAAAACCGUCUCACUUUUUUGUGUGAUUUCAGAAGAACACGUCUGCCGCAAACCCAGGCAUUUACUUGCGAAUCAUGCCAAACGGGUUGGCAUAUUUGAGAGAGGUCGGAAUGAAAGUGAUCAACGAGCAGAUACUCAAAUUACAACUGCCCAACAUCAGAGAACAAAUUGAGAAUGGAGAAGUACGGAUAUUAAUUCACAAAAUUAGCUCUUAAUUCUGAAAUCAAAUCCUCAGGUGUCCAUCUAUAAUCUGAUGAUGAGCAAGUACUGGGCUCCGCAAGAAUACGCUCUGGACAUGUCAGAGCCGAACAUUUUUGCGUGGAGCAUGAGCAAGAUGCACUUGAGAGCAGCCGGUGACUUUCAGGCCACCAUUAACAGCCCGCUCCUUCUGCCGACAGUCCCAAUUACCGGACAUUUCGAGGCUCUUCUAGGACACAUCAGUCUGUACAUCACGGUCAAUAUGGAAAGGUACAGUAAUUCUUUUCUUGGCUUCUUUGAUAGAAAAUGGAACUAGAAAUGCCAACGGAGCACCACAAGUUCGAUCUUCCGGAUGUCGAAGUGCCAUUGGAUACGUGGAUUUGAACGUGAGGAACACUGGAGUUAUCACUGAUUUCUUUAUUAAUGCAUUCAAAGGUAACUCACAGUGAUGAUUGCAAAAACCAGCACAUUUUCAGCUUUCCUGAUCGGAAACUUCAAGCCACAAGUUGAGCUGAAAAUGUGCAAAAUGAUCGAGUCGAUUAUUGAUAGAGAUAUGAACAUCUUGUUGUCCGCAAUGCCAUUGAAGGUUUGGGCACUUUUUGUGAAUUUAUAAUAGUUCCAUUCAUUUCAGACUCGAAUCAACGAGAACAACCUUGACAUCAUCGGCGAAACGUUUGGAAUUGCUCCCAAAAAGGUGAGGUACGGUUUUGCACCUCUUUUUUCCAUUUUUUUUUGUUACAAAAUAGUGAGAUCUACGCUUCGAACUUACAGAAUCACAAGUUUCAGCAAAACCGAGCUGGCAAGCUGUCGACUUUCAACGCCAAAAACAUUACGCUGACCCAUUUUGUACAACGUCUUCGUGACAAGGAACUCGUCCUCGAUUAUCAGUUGAUUUCCGCGCCAUUCGUACAAAGCGGAGCAGUGAAUAUGAUGGCCAAGGGAGAAAUUUCGUUUCGAGGACACGGAGGAACGCCUUUCCAUCCGCCGAACGUCAGAAUUCCAGCACCGCAUGGUAAUUCUUUUCUCUUAUUGUUCUCCAGAUUUAUAAUAUCUUUUAGGUGUUCACAUGAUCGAGUUCUAUGCGAGUGACUACCUGGCCAACUCGAUGCUCUAUCAUUCCUACCGUCAAAAGUUUCUGGACGUGACCAUCGGACCGGAAAGUUCUCCUCAACUUCAAAGUCUUUUGGUAACCACUUGUGGUCCGGCGGGUUUCUGUCUGGGAGAAUUCCUCGGAACUCUCGGAGAACAGUUCCCGGAUAGACAGAUUGAAAUCGAGUUUUUCGCCAAGAAAGUGAGUUGGAUUUUUGAGAUUACAGUAAUCCCAGAUUUGAAAUUAAUAUAAAAUUUUUAGGCUCCUCUAAUUGUUUUCAUUGACAACCGAUCACGAUUCCGUCUUCACGGAGGCUUGAAUAUGUUUGUCCGCCCGGCGAAUGCAACUCAAGUUAAGCAAAUGGUACGUGUAAAGCUUUUGGUGACCUGAAACUGAUUUUUUCAACACUCAGAUCCUGAGAACAGAUACAACAAUGACGGCAAACGUGAAUCUUUGGAUUAACGGCUCAGCUAUCGUCGGAAAUUCAACUAUCGAAAACUUGGAUUUCAAAGUUAGACAUCUCAUUUGAUUUUUGACAAAAAGCCACAAUUUUCAGCUACUCGAGACCAAAGUAAAUGAGGUUGACCAGGACUCAUUCUCGGAUUUAGGACUGUUCGGAGCAGAGUUUUUAGAAAAGCUUCUCACGGAAAUUUUACAAAUGGGAAUUGCGCUGCCCACAAUGCAGGGUGUCAUUUUGAAGAGUCCCAAGUGAGCAGAUAGUAACUUUCCAGUCCGCAAUGUUAAAAAUAUUAUAGAUUAACAUUCCACGACCGUUAUCUGAAAGUAUCCACGUACUUCAAGUUGGACGAGGAAUACGCCGGAAAUUUGGUGCGAGGAGCGGUGCGGAAGACGUUGAGCGGGCCGAUCAGAUGA
Molecule: messenger RNA, 2514 nt
Organism: Caenorhabditis sp. 36 PRJEB53466
Lineage: Eukaryota; Metazoa; Nematoda; Chromadorea; Rhabditida; Rhabditidae
Source: the annotation of a GenBank genome assembly